AUGUAUUUGAUUUUGUCAGCAUUAACAAUUUGCUCUUACGCAAUCGCUCCUCAUGUGCUGACGUAAGGACCAUUUACAGAAACUAAAGAGACUUUUCAAUUCACAUAGCUCUUGGAUCACAGCGACCCAGCCAAUACUCAGACAUGGCAAUAGAGAUACCAUGUGUAUUCCCAAUAUUUUAAUCCCACUAAAGGUGGAGUUAUCUUAUACAUUUGUGGAGAAUGGAAUUGCUAAGGUGUAGGGGACAACUCAUUAUCCUUCUAAUUGGCAAAGGAUUUAGGUGCAAUUGUUAUAGCAUUGGAACACAGAUUCUAUGGACAAUCUCAACCCUUCGGAGCAGAUUCAUGGAGUUUGGAGAACCUAUCUUAUUUAAAUGUCCAUCAAGCCUUGGAUGAUCUCGCCUAUUUUAUAUUGCAAAUGAAGAGACUUAAACUUCAUAACAUCGAUUCUACAUUGCCUUGGUAUGCAAUCGGAGGCUCAUACCCAGGGGCUUUAUCAGCUUGGUUCAGAUACAAAUACCCUCAUUUGACUGUCGGUAAUUUGGCUAGCAGUGGAGUCAUCAACACAAUCCUUGACUAUUGGUAAUUCGAUGAUCAAAUUAGAAAGAGUACAAGCAAGAGUGGUGAAUAAUGUCCUCUCUACUUACAGUUGCUGAAUGGUUAUGUCGAUAAGAAACUAAAGAACUUCAAUACCAAAUAGGCAUUCAAAGAAUCCUACAAUUGUGAAAAGAUGACAGACAACGAAUUCAGAUGGUUCUGGGCUGAUACCAUUGUCUAAAUGAUCCAAUCAGGAUAGAGAACCAGGUUCUGUCAAACUCUAGAGUCCUUGCCAUCCAUUGAGGCUAUGGCUGAAUACAUAAAAGAGAUUGCUCUAGAUCAAGGAGAUAGUUAUAAACAAUACGGUGCUUACUAUUUAAGAGACGAAACCGUCGACUAGAACUCCGUAAUCCGUUAAUGGUAUUUCUAAUGUUGCUCCGAACUUGCCUAUUUAUAAACACCCCCACAGAAUAAAGAAUCCUUAAGAUCCUAUGAAUUGACAUUAGAUUGGUGGAGAGUAUGGUGCAAUGAUGCUUACUCACAAGGGGAAGUAAUUUGGCCAGAUGUAAGAGCAACUGAAGCCUAUUUUGGAGGAUUAAACUUGAAUGUUGAUCACUUGAUCAUGACCAAUGGUGGGGAAGAUCCUUGGCAAACAGCCUCCUUGACUAAGGCCACUAAAGCAAAUAGCAAAGUUAUCACCUACUUAAUCGAUUGUGAUGAUUGUGCUCAUUGUGUAGAUUUGGGUGCUCCCAGUGCUAAAGAACCAGCAGUUCUUACAUCAACUAGAUAAGCUAUCAAGAAUACAUUUAAAUAAUGGCAUGAUUAAUUUUGGAGUAAAACUAUGGUUGAAUGA
This is a messenger RNA of Paramecium tetraurelia, 1389 nucleotides long. RefSeq lists its product as uncharacterized. Gene Ontology annotation, molecular function: dipeptidyl-peptidase activity; serine-type exopeptidase activity. The transcript has 4 exons. Gene Ontology annotation, biological process: proteolysis. The record is from RefSeq and is a predicted model, not a curated record. Lineage: Eukaryota; Ciliophora; Oligohymenophorea; Peniculida; Parameciidae.